GGUGGUGGGAGACGAGAAAAACAAACAUUUUUUCCAAUAGUUAAAAACUUUUGUUUAUAAUAUAAAUUUAAAAGUAUUGAAGCGAGUAUAAAACUCUUAGCACAUAGUAGUUUACAUCAGCAAGUAUAUUGCUAACGUCAACCACUAUAACAGUAAAUUAGAUGUUAAUUUAGAAAAUACGAAAACAAUAAAAAUAUAUGCGGAUGGAUUAGAAGCAACCAGAAAUUUUAGUGAAGUGACCACAACUAAAUUGAAAAGGAAUAAUUUUUCGUGUGUUACACGUACUAGCUUGCAAAGAUAACCAAUAUCCAAGGCGUAAGGCGUAGUAAGCGUGGGAAAGGAAAAGGACCCUCAGCAAAAAGACCAUAAGCAUCGAAAUUGCUGGCCAGUGGAGGCCUGGUACAAAGCGCCGUGAUGAGCAGUGCCAAUGCUAGUUCUGAACAUGACACUACAGGACAGAAAUUAAAGACUGAAGCUAGUAAAACGGGAAAAGAAAAUGGAUGGCUUUCGUAUAUUGUACCCAGCAUGCAGAGAAAAAUUACAAAACUUAAUUAUGACUUGAUAGAGGAAUGUAAACGGUGCAAGGAAGAUUCAAGUUUAUCCAAAACGAUAUGUGAUGAAUUAGAAAGCUAUUGUCGCGAUAUACGCCGUGAAAUCGUUAAAAAAAUGCGAAAUGGUUGCGCUCCUCUAUUCAUUGCUUGUAAACGAGGCUGUGUUCCUAUAGCAGAGUAUCUGGUUACCGUGUGUGAGGCCGAUAUCGAGCAGCGUGGCCUCUAUGAGGUGCCAGAAGAUCGUACAUUUCAUUACGUCACACCACUCUGGUGCGCCGUUGUAUCUGGAAAAUUACCAAUGGUCAAAUAUUUAAUUCGCAUUGGCUGUGAUAUAAAUGCUACUUCAGAUUCAGGAUCAACACCAGUGCGUAGUGCUUGUUUCAUGACACAUGUUGAAAUUGUACAAUAUUUAGUCGAAGCGGGUGCUGAUAUCAAAAAGCCAAACAUGAAUGGCGGAACUUGUCUCAUAAAUUCUGUACAAUCGAUUCAAUUAUGUUUAUAUUUGAUUAAAAAGGGCGCUGAUGUCAACGCCAAGGAUAUACAAGAGAAGACUGCCCUACAUUACGCCAUACAGGAACAUAGAUUAGAAACUACAAAGCUAUUACUGGAACACGGUGCGGACCCAUAUGUAAAAAGUCGCUAUGGCGAUGAUGCAUUACGCACUGCUUGCAUUAAAGGAGCUAAUCAAAUUUUCGAUUAUUUGAAAACGCAUCUCGAAUAUUCGCCCGAGCGCAUUGCUGAGGCCCACGAAUUGAUCGGCUCAACGUUUUUGGAUGAACAUAAUGAAACCAGAGUGGCAAUACUUCAUUGGCGAUUAGCACAUCACAUACGAGCUUCACAUACUCCCUACCUAGAAAAACAGCCAAGAGUACCACUGCGUCCUGCAUAUGGGAAUGCCGUUGAAUUUACGACACUCGAAGAGCUUGACAAUAUUGCUACUGAUAUGGAUGCAAUGCGUAUACAAAGUUUGUUGAUUUGCGAGCGUAUACUCGGCAUAACGCACAAAGAUAUGCUCUUCCGUUUAACUUUUCGAGGCGCCUCUUAUGCCGACUCUCUACAGCUACAACGUUGCAUCGAUUUGUGGCGACUUUUGUUAGAAGUGCGGGUUACGCAUUGCUCCGUACUCCAUUUUGAUACAUGUUAUGCGGCUCAAGCACUAGUACGUUUAAUGAUCGACUUGCACGAACGCUAUAUGCGCAACAGGAAUCAACGUGCAAACGAAAUUUCACCUGCAUUGCUGCAAGGUGAAGCAAAUGCAGUGAAAGAAGAGCCUUUGCCGCUGUUCGAAGAUGUAUUCGGCGUAUUUUGCCUACUAACCGAUACAAUCGCCGAUGCGCAAGAAUUGCUGCUAGUACGGCCAGUCUAUCGGAAGCAACAAGAAAAUUUCGAUCGCAUAUUAAAAUGUAUCGCUCAUUUAAUUUAUUUGCUAAUUAAUACGGCAAAUACGCAUGAGCAAAAAAAGUCUGUGUUCUGUGCGGUGCGAGAGCUUGUGCGGGCGAAUGUGCGCAGUGCUUGCACUUGCGACACGUUGUUACAUCUAUGUGUUUCACGCCUGAAUGUCAUAAAGAGUGGUUAUCUGAGCGAUGAGAAUAAUUUAACGAUUGUGUUUCCAAAUGCAAAUGUUAUCAAAUUGCUGCUUGACUGUGGCAUGAAUGUAAACGCCAAAAAUGAGGCCAAAUCAACGCCAUUGCAUGUUGCCGUGCAACCUUACAAUUAUAGCAACGAUAUAAUACUAUUAUUGCUAGAACACGGUGCAGAUUUAGACCAGCCAAAUAAAUCAGAUGAGCGACCAUUUAAUUUGAUUGUAAGCAAUCCAGCCAAUACGAUACCACUAAUGAAUUAUAUGAAUCUCAAGUGUCUAUCUGCUACAAUAAUAAGUAAAUACAAAAUUCCAUAUCGCGACCAAAUACCAAAAUUGCUUGAGGAAUUUGUUAAGCAACAUGAACCUUGAAGGUAUACGUAUAUGCCAAAGCAAAAUAUCUGAACGCAAAAUUUUUUUAAAGGCAAUUAAUAUAUAGUACAUCACUACAAUUAAAACUAUACACCUCUAAGAACUAUGAAAGUCACACGAACA
Molecule: messenger RNA, 2625 nt
Organism: Rhagoletis zephyria (snowberry fruit fly)
Lineage: Eukaryota; Metazoa; Arthropoda; Insecta; Diptera; Tephritidae
Gene: m-cup
Product: ankyrin repeat protein mann-cup
Molecular function (GO): protein binding
Source: RefSeq, a predicted model, not a curated record